Microbotryum saponariae is the source of this 3258-nucleotide messenger RNA. The record is from the annotation of a GenBank genome assembly. NCBI's taxonomy places the organism in Eukaryota, Fungi, Basidiomycota, Microbotryomycetes, Microbotryales, Microbotryaceae.
AUGUCGCAAACCCCCGCUGCUUUCAAGCAGAUCAGCACCAACCCCGCCGCGGGCUCCGUCACGGCGCCGACCGACGCCAAACUCAAGGCCAAGGAUGUCGAGCGAAAGAUGAACCUCUACGGCGUCAUCGAGGCGUUCCGACAGGGCAAGAUGCCCUCGAACCGACAGGUAUGUUUUCUCGUUUUUCUUCUUCCUCUUCUUUGAUACUGUGUUUCGAUCUCGCUGUACCAUCAACUAGUUGUAGUACAUGGCUAGUGUUCGCUGCCGAUGCCGGUGUUGAACCGCGAUUCUGCAUCGAGGAGCUUUGCCGACCUUGACCGAGAAAUGACCACAUACGUGGCGACCGCUGACGCUGACGUCGUUUUUUUUUGCCGCGCGCGCGCUCUCGCUUCUGACUCGCUUCCACUUCCGCCCCCCUCCUCCUCGGCUUCGCCUUCGGUCAAUCGCUCCCGCUCUUUUUCUUUCGCCCCCGAGCAGAUCUCCGAGACUCUCGAUUAUGUCAUCGGCCACUCCCCCAUCGACGAGAAGAAGCUCUCCAAGGACGGCCGAGGACUCAUUGAGGACUUCAGAGGUGAGCCCCCCUUUUUUUUCUGUCUCGCCCGACCGAAUUCUCGAUCGAUUUGCUUCGUCGGGUUUCCCCUACAUCACGCUGUUUAAGAUGUUUUUCCAUCAUACCUGUCUUUGAGCAUUGUUAACUGACUGGGUCUUUUCAAAUCUGUUCUCUGGAUAGAUUUGAUCCGAACUGCCAAGCAGAUGGUCGAGGAGCGAAAUGCCGACGAGCUCUUGCAAAACUUCAUCUACCAGUACGUUGUUGCAUGUCAGAAAAUAGCAUUUCAACAACUGCGUGCUGACAAGUCCUUCGCCACCUUCGCAGCACCCGUGACGUCGACUACUCUAAGGGCGAUUUGUCCAAGGUCAGCACCUCCGUCAACAAGGACGACACCCAGAAGGAUGGCGAGCAAGCCAUUGAGCAUCUCCGCACGCUCGCCAAGUUGCUCUUCACCAACUCCGAGGCCCGCAAGCUUUUGAAAGAUGUUGGCAUCCUCGGCCGCGACGUCGCUGCCGACGCUGCCGCCAAGGCCUCGGAGGUCGCUCGACCCAGCGAGAGCGAGUUGCAGCAAAUCGACGAGACCGCUCCUUCCAAGGAGUGGGUCGGCCCUAACGGCGAGAAGCGUGGCGUCCACCAAUCUGCCCCCGACACCGGUCUCGGCGAGACACGUGAUCAGCUCGUACAAGCCAGGAACGAUGCCCAAGCCAGGCGCGAGGAGUUCAAGAACGACGUAGCGAACCAGGCGCAGGGCCACGCCGAAAAUGUCGCUUAUGCCGCCGACCGGGGACAACAAGCCGCCGGUGGCGAGGUCGCCCGUGAUGAGGAUCGAGCCCGUGCCGCCAAGGAUGCUGGUCUCGGCCAGGCCAAGGAGGAGGGCGACAAGGUCAAGGCCAAGGGCGAGAAGCUCGGUAAUAAGGUCGCCGAGUUCAAGGACAGGAUCCCCCAGGAGCACAAGGACAAGGCCAAGGAGCAGCUCGAGCAGGCCAAGGUAUGUCUUGUUUCACUCUUGACGUCGAUUCUUGGUACAAGUAGCUGACCCGAGCUUUUGUGGCCUCGAUUGAUAGAGCUAUGCCAAGGACAAGUUUCCCGAGGAGCGCCGCGAGCGUUUCAUCUACCGCUUGAAGAAGAUCAUCGUCGAGAACCAGAGCCAUCGCGACUAUCAAGAGGCGAUCGAGUUCUUCCUUGAGCGUGCCGAGUCCUACCACGGUGUCGCCAAGGACGCGACCUCGCAGUCCGGCGACCAGGCCAUCACGCUUCGCAACGACGAGGCCUUCCAGCAGGCCGAGAAGGAGCUCCGCACCUUGCUUGAGCGCUUCGCCAACGGGCAGUCGAUGCAGCCCAUGUUCGAUGCCGUCAACCAGCUCUACAAGGAUGCCAAGAACGACGACGAGCUUGCUGCGUGGUUCAGCAAGCUUGACAACUAUGUCCGCCAGGUCCUCCAAGAGCCCGGCUACGUCAUGGAGGAGCAGUGCGACAAGGAAGGCAACAGGCUUUUCGAGGAAAGCAAGAAGUUCUACGACCCCAAGACGGGCAGGUACGCCGGCCACAAGGACGCGCUUUUUGACUCGAUCCAACAGUUCUUCACCUCCUACGCCGACGACCCGCUCAACGUCGAGCUCGGCAACGGCGUCAAAAAGCUGACGACCGACCUCCUGUACGACAGCGAGGGCAGCCUCAAGUACAAGGCGCACCUCUGGAACGACGUCCGCUCCAUCAUCCUCCCCGCCCUCGCCAAGAACGUCGGCUACGUCCCCAUCCCCCGCAUCGAGUACAUCGACCGUGAGCUCGACGUUGUCAUCGAGAACCUCACCCUCGAGUCACAGAACCUCAUCCCCAACAUCAUCGAGAUCGAGGCCAAGAACUACUUCAAGCUCUCGCCGUACGACCAGAUCCGUGACAUUAGCAAGCACUCGUUCGUCCUAUCGUUCUCGCAGGUGCAGGCCGACUUGAAGGACGUUGCCUUCUACAUCAAGAAGAAGCAGGGCUUCCCCAAGCUCACCGACUCGGGUAUCGCCGACGUCCAGAUCUCCGGCAACGGUGUGUCGGGCAAGAUUCACAUCGAGUCCACAGGCAAGGCUCACCACGCCUUCAGGGUCGUCGACUGCAAGAUCAAGAUCGACUCGAUGAAGUUCGCCGUUCGCGAGUCCAAGCACUCGUUCCUGAUCAGUCUCAUCAAGCCUUUGGCUUCGGGUUUGAUCAAGAAGGGCAUCGCCGCCGCCAUCGAGGGUGCCAUCCGCUCCGGCUUGCAGCAACUCGACGCGCAGAUCGCCGAUAUCGCUGAGCGCCUCGAGGCCGCCCAAGAGGCCGAGGGUGUCGACAACAAGUUCGAUGCCGUCAAAGCCGCUUUGCGCGACAAGAAGCGCGAGGCCGAGAAGGUCGCCGAGAAGCACUCUGACGCGCAGUUCAACAUCACCGCUCGUCGCGAGAGCAAGUUGAUCAACGUCACCUUGCCCAACUCGAUCGUCGAGAUGCAGGGCGAGAAGGCCGACCGCGCGCAGGAGUCGAGAGAGGACGGGUGGAAGUCGUCCGCUUUCGACAUCGUCCCUUCGAGCGGAUCCAGUCUGCCUUCGGGAACGACUUCGUCCAAGCCGAUUCAGACCAACGCCACCGCGCCCAAGUUCAACAGCGAACCCGCACCGGCCAUUUCCGGAGGUGGACCCGGCAUCGCACACCUCGCGCAGCCGACCCCUGUUGAGUUGCCCAAGUAG